Messenger RNA from Chelonus insularis, 4899 nucleotides. It is a transcript of the gene Dys, whose product is annotated as Dystrophin. Gene Ontology annotation, cellular component: plasma membrane. The transcript has 20 exons. Gene Ontology annotation, molecular function: zinc ion binding; protein binding. The record is from RefSeq and is a predicted model, not a curated record. Gene Ontology annotation, biological process: synaptic signaling. The coding region runs from base 814 to 4365 and encodes 1183 amino acids. NCBI's taxonomy places the organism in Eukaryota, Metazoa, Arthropoda, Insecta, Hymenoptera, Braconidae.
GAAGAACGAGGCUCAACCACAGACACUCCCUGCAUCUUCUUUAUAACUUUUAGAUUCCUUAAAUAAACUGACCUUCUAAAUUCUUAUCAAUAAACUUGAAAUAUUAUUUUCUUCGUAGUAUGUCUGAUGUAGUGUAUCAUACUUACAAUUAUUUAUAUCCACGUGAUUUAUACAAGUUUAAAAAAUUAAUUACAUUAGUAACGAUUUUGAUAAUAAUUGCAGGUUACAUAAUAAAAAUGUUGAAUUUUUUUUUUUUAAUAAUAGAGCCUAAAAACUGAGCAUAGUGUGUGAGUAAAAAUAUAUUUUGAAAAUUGUAUUCUUUUAUCAUAUCGAAUACAGGCCGUAAACAAAAAUGAGGGAGAUGGAGGAGAAAAAAGUAUGGUAACGAUUAAACAGCGCUUGCGCAGUUAAUUCUUGUGCUGUUAGGUUUCUCUAGGGUGAAGUACACAAGGGUGUCAGAAUAUUUUAGAAAUAAUGAAGUGUACUUUUUAUCAAUCAAUUCACAUAUGAUUAUUUACGUACGUAUAUGGACAUAUACAAAUAUACCAACGUGAACGUUUAUAUAUAAGAAUGAAUAUAUGUAUACAUGUAUACACAUACAUUUGUGUGUAAAUACAUGUCUAUCUAUUUGAAUGAUUUCCGUGUGUUUAAUAAAGUGCUCAAUAUUCAUCUUUAAAAUAAAUUGUGUAAAUGUCUAAUAUAAUUACUCAAAAUGUUUUUCAGUGUUGUUUAUCAUGAAUACAUAUCAUAUGACCAUUAAUGGAAAACCUGUGCAUUUAAUCAGUGUCAAUUACUAGUUAAAUAGAAGAAAAAAUGUUGCGAAAACAAACAGUAUCUGUUGGAGACAUCAAUGAAAUUGCCGAGUUAUUGGACAAACAACGGAAUGUAUUACGGGAACUUGACCAAAAGAAACCACAGCUCGAUGAAUUGGUUCACACUGCAGAAAAUUUACGGGCUGAUAAUAAUCGGCAACAAUUGCACGGUAAAGUGACAAAAUUAAGGGAACAUUGGAAUGAAACAAAUUCAAAAGUGAUGCAUCGCAAAGCACAAUUAGAUGCGAUGUUAAUUGAUAGUCAAAAAUAUGAAGCAAAACGAACUGAAAUAGAAAUGUGGAUCGAUCGGAUGGACUUACGAAUCACAAAAAUGCGUCCUAUUGGGCACACUGCAGAUGUAUUGGAGAAUCAAUUAAAAGAACAAAAGUGUCUCCAAGCAGAAAUUCUCCAAUAUGACCGUCAAAUAGAAGCAUUUAAUCAAUUCUCUCAAAAGCUAAUCUCUUUAUAUCAACAAGAUGAUACUACUCGAAUUAAAAAAAUGACUGAUAUAAUAAAUCAACAGUACACUAAUUUAACUGAAGGCAUUAACAAUAGAGGAAAACUACUUCAUUCAGCAAUUAAUUCUCUACACAAUUUCGAUCGAUCUCUAGAUAAAUUUUUAGCAUGGUUAAGUGAAGCUGAAUCUUCGAUGGAGCAACUCGAAACUGAAACUGAUCGUUUGGGAGGGCGUAGAGAUGAAAAUGUUCUCAAUAGACCACAAUAUAUCUUUAAAGAUCUUCAAUUAGAAAUAGAUAAUCAACGUGACAUAUAUACUUCAUUAAAUACCACGGGUCGUCAGAUAUUAAACUCAUUUACUUGUCAAGAAGAUGCAAUCAUGUUACAACGACGUUUAGAUGAAAUGAAUCAAAGAUGGCUUCAUUUGAAGACUACAAGUAUGGCUAUAAGAAAUCGUUUAGAAAAUAAUUCUGAACAUUGGAAUUCAUUAUUAUCAUCAUUACGUGAAUUAACGGAAUGGGUGAUUCGAAAAGACAUAGAAUUAACUAGCUCAGGACCGAUUCAAGGGGAUAUAGUUUCGUUGCAAAAAAUGCAGGAUGAUUAUAAAGGUUUUCGAAGACAAUUAGAAGAUAAGCAGCCAAUAAUUGAAAAUAGUUUAUUAAACAGUGGACAGUAUAUUAAAAACGAAUUGUCUCUUGCGGAUUCUCAAGACCAUGAUGGACAACAACUAGAUGAUUCUAAAAACUAUCGAAGUAUUGGGAAAACAACGAGAAAAUUAAUGCAAAAUAUUCAAUUUGAAAUAAAGAAUCUGACGGAGCAUUGGAAUAAGCUGAUGAAUCAUAGUGAAGAAUGGAAGAAACAAAUUGACGAUGCAAUCAACAAAAUAUGCAAUUUUGAAAAAUUAUUAGAAGAUCUUCUAUCACAAAUUUCUGCAUUAGAAAUGAUCCAAUGUAAUUGGACAAGUCCUUCAAACUCAUCGGAAGCAAGUGAUAUGUCAAAACAACUGCAACAAUUCGGCAACAAAAUGAGUCUUAUUCAACAAAAUAUUGAUGAAAUCAAUGAUCAAGCAAAUUUAUUUACUACAAUCAAUAUCUUAGUAUCACAUGGAUUGCUAAUGAAGCUGGAGGAUGCUAAUAAAAGAUGGAAAAUAUUACAAUCAGCUGUCGAUGAUCGAUAUAAAACAUUGAACAAAUUCGGAAAGGAUGAAAAUAUUCUUCACAAUCAAGACUUUCUAGCUAGUAGUGUUGAGCCGCCUUGGGAAAGAGCCACUACAUCUACUAAAGUGCCUUACUACAUCAAUCACCAAUUGGAAACAACACAUUGGGAUCAUCCAAAGAUGAUUGAAUUAAUGUCAUCCCUAUCCAAUCUUAAUGAAGUUCGAUUUUCUGCUUAUAGAACAGCAAUAAAACUUCGCACCGUACAAAAACGAUUAUAUCUUGAUGCAUUGAAUCUCUCCACUACUCUUGAACAUUUCGAUUCUCAUGGAUUACGUGCACAAAAUGAUAAGCUUAUUGAUAUACCUGAUAUGAUCACUGUUCUAACAUCCUUAUAUAUGGCUAUUGCAAGUGAUCAUGCUAGUCAGAUUCCAAUUCCAUUGUGCAUAGACUUAGCGGUUAAUUGGCUUUUAAACGUUUACGAUAGUCAGAGAACUGGUCAAAUUCGUGUGCUUUCAUUUAAAGUCGGUUUGGUGUUGCUUUGUAAGGGACAUUUAGAAGAAAAAUACAGAUAUCUUUUCCGUUUAAUUGCUGAUCCAAAUAGACUUGUUGAUCAACGAAAAUUGGGAUUGUUAUUGCACGACUGUAUCCAAGUUCCACGGCAGCUUGGCGAAGUAGCAGCGUUUGGUGGAUCAAAUAUCGAGCCAAGUGUACGAAGUUGUUUUGAAAAGGCAGGAAAAACUAGAAAUGAAAUUGAAGCUAGCCAUUUUUUGAGUUGGUUACAGCAAGAACCACAAAGCAUGGUAUGGUUACCAGUUCUUCAUAGAUUAGCAGCGGCAGAAGAAGCAAAACAUCAGGCAAAAUGUAAUAUUUGUAAAGAAUAUCCAAUCAUUGGUUUCCGGUAUCGUUGUUUGAAAUGUUUUAAUUUUGACAUGUGUCAAAAUUGCUUCUUCUCAGGUAAAAAAGCGAAAAAUCAUAAAUUGACGCAUCCAAUGCAGGAGUACUGUACAGCGACAACAUCUGGUGAAGAUGUACGAGACUUUACCAGAGCUUUACGAAAUAAAUUUAAAUCCAAGCGGUACUUCAAAAAACAUCCUCGUGUUGGAUACUUACCAGUACAAACAGUUUUGGAGGGUGAUGCACUAGAAAGUCCAACUCCAUCACCCCAACAUAGUUCUCUCAGUCAUGACAUGCAUUCACGUUUAGAAAUGUAUGCUUCAAGAUUAGCUGAAGUAGAAUUGUCAAGAACAAAAAGUAAUUCUACACCUGACAGUGAUGAUGAACAUCAGUUGAUAGCACAUUUCUGUCAAAGCCUUAAUGGAAAUGAAAAUCAUCUACCAAGAAGUCCAGUACAAGUGAUGGCUGCUAUUGACGCAGAACAAAGAGAGGAGCUUGAAUCGAUGAUUAGAGAAUUGGAAGAUGAAAAUUCUGCUCUUCAAGCAGAAUACGAAAGGCUAAAAUCUAAACAAACACCAGGAUCAACUCCAGAAGAUAAUCAUGGUGUACGUCAUCCAGAAUGUGAUAUGAUCGCCGAAGCAAAUUUAUUGAGACAGCACAAAGGACGUUUAGAAGCAAGAAUGCAGAUCCUAGAAGAUCACAAUCGUCAAUUAGAAUCUCAACUACAUCGACUUCGACAGCUUUUGGAAGAGCCACAUAUCCAGUCACCAUCGAAAAUGGGAACUUUACAGACCCGAAGUGUAACUGCUUCUCAGCUAGCUACUGAUUCACCAUCAAAAGUGAAUGGAAAUUAUUAUGAAUUACCAGGAGAAGAAGAAAUCUCUGAUAACAGCAGAAUAAGCAGCUUGGAGAGACCUCCACCUCCUCCACCACGUUCUCAUAUUGUUCCAAAUAUGGGCGAUCUUCUACAGAUGACAGGAAAACUGGAAAAUGCUAUGGAAACACUUGUUUCAGCGAUAACUGGAACCAAUUUAAGCGAUUAUUAAAUUUUUACAUAUAUUCAUCUGCAUAUCCGAAAAAUAGAAAUCACGAAAUCAUCACAUAUCUAUUACUAACGCAUAUUUCUACUUAAUAAUAUUUUAAGAAAUGACGAGUUAACUGAUUUAUGUGGACUGUUUUAAUAUAAAUAUAUCUAAGUUAUUUACAAUUAGUCAUUACACAUAAGAUAUAUAUGAAAAAUAACGUAUGUUAACAAUAGUAUUCAAUGGAAUCAAUAUAUUGAUGGCACAAAAAUUUUCAUUGAUAUAUUCCGAAGGGAAAUGUUUGACAAAUGAUUUGAUUUUAUUACAACAAUAAUAUCAAUUUUUAUUUAUUUGUAAAUUGUAUACGAUUGUGAUAUAAAAAUAUUUAUAUGAUUAGAUAAUAAUUUGUUACUAACAUAUCGUAGAAUUAUAAUAAUCCUGCAUAAAUUUCAAAGAAUGUUAUGUAAGAAAGUUUUAUCCUAAGUUUCAGUGAAUUUUAAAUACUUAUAUGUACGAUAAAUACAGAAUUGUACACUUAGUUACAAAAAAUAAACCCUU